Molecule: messenger RNA, 429 nt
Organism: Sorex araneus (European shrew)
Lineage: Eukaryota; Metazoa; Chordata; Mammalia; Eulipotyphla; Soricidae
Product: ATP synthase-coupling factor 6, mitochondrial-like
Exons: 2
Coding region: 1-429 (142 amino acids)
Biological process (GO): proton motive force-driven ATP synthesis
Molecular function (GO): proton transmembrane transporter activity
Source: RefSeq, a predicted model, not a curated record
AUGCUCAAGAAUUACUUCCAGCUAUGCUUGCUAACUAUUCAGGACCAAGAGUUAAACCUGGGGCUUCUGUGUCUCGGCCUGAAUGCAAGGAACAGAGGCAUUAUAAAUCUUCAGAGGCUCUUCUGGCUCUCCUCUCUCCUUCAGUCUGCUGUCUCUGUCCACUUGAGGAGGAACAUUGGUAUGACUGCAGUGGUUUUCAGUAAGGAACUUGAUCCUGUCCAGAAAAUCUUCAUGGACAAAAUCAGAGAGUACAAAACUAAGCGACAGUCAUAUGAAGGCCCUGUGGAUACUGGCCCAGAAUGUCAGCAAGAGCUGGACUGGGAGCUCUCCAAGCUUAAGCAAAUGCAUGGCAAGGCAGACAUGAAAACGUUCCCCUACUUCACAUUUGAAGAACCCAAAUUCAAAGUCAUUGAUAAACCCCAGUCCUGA